This is a messenger RNA of Talaromyces marneffei, 1029 nucleotides long. RefSeq lists its product as uncharacterized. Lineage: Eukaryota; Fungi; Ascomycota; Eurotiomycetes; Eurotiales; Trichocomaceae. The record is from RefSeq and is a predicted model, not a curated record. Gene Ontology annotation, cellular component: COP9 signalosome. Bases 1 to 1029 code for a protein of 342 amino acids. The transcript is spliced from 2 exons.
AUGGAUCAAGCACAUUCCAGGGCUCUCGAGGCCCUCCAACCAUUCAUCCACCUAACGACAUCAUCGACAGCCUCCUCCCCACGAUUCGUCGCCAACAUAAUCUCGAACGCAACCUCAAACCCAAACACAUUCGUCUUUGCUGAGUUGCUGGAGACUCCAGCCGUGCAGGCUCUGGGUUCAGCGGACACUCCCGAAGAGUUUCGCGGUUAUUUGAAGUUGCUUGAGAUAUUUGCUUGGGGGACAUGGCAGGAGUAUCAAGAAACACCUGGCCUACCAGCUCUUAACGAUGAACAAGCCCUGAAACUCCGCUUACUAUCCCUCCUCACAUUAUCCAGCACCAUCCGCCCCCUCACAUACCAGGCAUUGAUGCAAGCACUCUCAAUCCCCACUGCGGCCAAACUCGAGUCCCUCGUCACAACCGCCAUCUACUCAUCCCUUAUCGUUGCACGACUAUCCCCAGCCACAAACCCUCCGACCGUCAACGUAACGGCCGUCGCACCAUUACGCGAUGUCCGACCUCAGGACGUAUCUACGCUGAUCUCAAUCCUAUCUGAAUGGGAAGGUCGUUGCGGGGAUAUUAUCAACGGCAUUGAAGCCGAGAUUGCAAAGAUUAAGGAUCAGACUAUCCGCAACAACAUCACAGAUCGACAACGCACCGCCGCCCUUGAAAAAGCCCUCGCUGCCGCCGAUGCCGACGGAGAUGACAACGUCGGCGGCUUCCGCGGCGCCGGCAGAAACUCCAAAUAUGGUCUUCGUUCUGGCAGAGCCUCCGGAAACAGACCUGGUAGUUCCUCUACUGCAGCAGCAGGAACGGCCGGUGGCAGUAGCAGCAACAAACGCGAAUACAGCGGCGAUGAUCUGGAGGAUGAGGAUGAUGGGUAUUUCGAUAAUGGAAGUGAUGGUGGUAUGGACGUAUAUGGUGGUUCGCGAAUGGAUAUUGAUGAAGGUGCUGGUGCUAGUGGUGCUGGGAGAGGGACUGGUGCGAGUAGACAGUCAAAGAGAUUGCUUGGUGUUGGGAGAAAGACUUGA